GCUAACGCUAGCUAGCUUGUGAACAGCUGACUGUAGAUUGUUGCUGUUGUGUUCAUGAGUCCUGGUUAAUGUCUGCCCACAUUAGCUGUGAGUAGUCCUUGUUCAGAUCGGUGUGCUGAUGUGUCGACAGAUUGUUCCGCUGAACACCAUGAAGACUAAUAAGUCCUACAAACUUGUGCUGCACAAGAAAGGCUUUGGAGGGAGUGAUGAUGAGUUGGUUGUCAACCCAAAAGUAUUCCCACAAGUCAAUCUAGGGGAUAUAAUUGAGAUUGCACAUCCAACUGAUGAAUACAGUCCUCUCCUGUUGCAAGUAAAAAGCCUUAAAGAAGACCUCCAGAAAGAGACGAUCAGCGUGGACCAAACCGUAGCACAAGCCUUCAAGCUGCGUGCGUACCAGGAUGUCAUCGUCAACAUUGUGGACCCGAAGGAUGUCAUGCUGGACCUGGUUGAGCUGACUUUUAAAGACCAGUACAUCGGCAGAGGAGACAUGUGGAGACUAAAGAAGUGUCUGGUGAGCACGUGUGCUUAUGUGACGCAGAAAGUGGAGUUUGCUGGAAUUAGAGCACAAACCAGUGAGCUCUGGGUGAAGGGCGAGAAAGUGACCUGUGGGUACAUCAGUGAAGACACCAGGGUGGUGUUCAGAUCCACGUCUGCCAUGGUCUACAUCUUUAUUCAGAUGAGCUGUGAGAUGUGGGACUUUGACAUCUAUGGCGAUCUCUACUUUGAGAAGGCUGUGAAUGGUUUCCUGUCUGACCUUUUCACCAAGUGGAAGGAGAAGAACUGCAGUCAUGAGGUCACAGUAGUACUCUUCUCACGUACUUUCUACAAUGCAAAAACCAUUGAGGAAUUUCCUGAGAUUCAUAGAGGGUCCAUCAGACAUGACCAUGAGGGACGCUUUUAUGAAGACUUCUACAGGGUUGUUGCACAAAAUGAGAGACGAGAUGAGUGGACAUCACUGCUGGUCACCAUCAAGAAGCUUUUUAUCCAGUAUCCUGUCCUGGUGCGGCUGGAGGGAGCAGAUGGUUUUCCUGUUAGUCACAACUCUACAGCUGCUGAAGGAAACUACUUAGAGGCCAUUAACCUUUCCUUCAACGUGUUUGAUAAGCACUACAUCAACCGAAACUUUGACCGCACUGGCCAGAUGUCUGUGGUCAUAACACCGGGUGUAGGCGUAUUUGAAGUCGACCGUUUGCUGAUGAUCCUCACCAAACAGCGGAUGAUUGACAACGGUAUUGGUGUAGACUUGGUGUGUAUGGGGGAACAGCCGUUGCAUGCAGUACCACUGUUCAAGCUGCACAAUAAGACAACAGCUGGAGACUCUCGAGUGGGGGAUGACUAUAACCUCCCACACUGGAUCAACCACAGCUUCUACACCUCUAAAAGCCAGAACUCUUGUAGCUCUUUCACUCCCAGAAUCAAACUGGCUGGUCGAAAGAUUCAUGCUGAGAAAUCCAAGAGCAGCAAAGACCAUACUCUCUGUGCUCCAAAGGACUCUGACAACAGCUUACCUAUACAGGUGGAUUAUGAUGCCUAUGAUGCCCAGGUGUUCAGACUACCAGGACCAUCAAGGAUUCAGAGGAGCACAAACUUCAGGAUUGGUCGGGACAAAGAGAUGAGUGGGAGGAAGAGCUGGGGCUCCAUGGAUGUCACUGCUGGCAUAGGUGUGUCCCCACCUAUCCGCACUGAGGAGCAGCGUAGCGUGGCCUCUGAUGAUAGUUCUGGCCCUGUGUCCAACGUGCUGCUAAUACCUCGCAUGCCUGCUGCCCAGUAUGAAGUCAGCAGCUCCCUGGGAUACACCAGCACCAGAGAGUUGUUGGAGAAGAUGAUGGACUCUCAGCGGGACUCCAGUGCUCCGGGCCGCUUCACAGUGGGAAGUGCUGAGUCUACUCUGCACAUCCGCCCUGGAGGUUACACUCCUCAGAGAGCACUUAUCAACCCCUUCACCCCAUCCAGGAUGCCCAUGAAGCUCACCUCAAACCGCCGUCGUUGGAUGCACACCUUUCCUGUAGGGCCUUCUGGUGAGGCGAUCCAGAUCCAUCACCAGACCAGACAGAACAUGGCUGAACUGCAAGGCAGCCAGAAGAGAGACCCUGCCCACACCUCUGCUGAGCUGCUGGAGCUGGCUUAUCAUGAGGCCACUGGACGGAGAACAACAUUCAGGCACGGAGCAGACAACAGUCUUUACAUUGGUGGAGGAAUGGAAGAGUUGACUGGAAGUCCAGGGAACAACAGUAGUGGAACAACAACCAACCGGAGCUCUUUUGAAGACUUCUCCCUCAAUGGCACUAACCCAACCCUGCUGAUAUCUGCGCCCCCGACAGUGCCCAGCUUCUGCUGCACAGUUGGGGUAGAUUGGAAGUCCCUGACCACACCAGCCUGCCUGCCCCUCACCACUGACUACUUCCCAGACCGGCAGGUGCUGCAGAACGACUACACUGAGGGUUGCUAUGACCUGCUGCCGCACAGUGACCUCGAGAGGCGGGAAGAUGAAGCCCCGGUGAUGAGUGCUUCUCAGGUGUUUGAGGAGUUUAUCUGUCAGAGGUUGAUGCAGGGUUACCAGAUCAUCGUCCAAUCCAACAGCAGGAAACCACAACCCUCUGUGACAACUCCACUUGGCAGCAGCCCUCACUACUCAAGAGGUCUUGUGUCUCUGCGUCGAGCGGAGGAGGAGAAUGUGUACUGGCUCAGUAUGGGCCGCACCUUCCAUAAAGUCUGCCUCAAAGACAAGAUCAUUACUGUUACUCGCUACCUGCCCAAGUACCCGUAUGAGUCGGCUCAGAUCCAGUACAGUUACAGCCUGUGUCCUCCUCACUCUGAUGCUCAGUUUGUUUCCUGCUGGGUGGAGUUUGGUCAUGAAAGACCAGAGGAAUACAAGUGGAACUACCUGGACCAGUACAUUUGCUCUGCAGGCUCUGAGGACUUCAGUUUGAUUGAUUCCCUGAAGUUCUGGCGGACACGUUUCCUCCUGCUUCCAGCUGGUGGAGCUCGACGUGUAGCGGACAGCGAGGGCCACUGGGAUGUUUAUGGGGAUGGAGCUGGUCCAGGGAUGUGUGGCAGCAGUGACUGGGUCCUACUGGAUGGCUUCAUCCGCUUCCUGGAGGGCCUCAACCGCAUUCGGCGCCGCCAUCGCUCUGACAGGAUUAUCAGAAAGGGCACGCCACUGAAAGGACUCCAGAUUACCAAUCCUCCCCUCUCCUAUUCUGCUGAACCUGUGGCCCCUCCUCAGGGCAAAAAAGGCACUUCAGCUCUGUCAGCCUUACUAGAGAUGGAGCAGAAUCAGAAGGCACUGGAGGAACAGCUACAGCAGACAAAACCCCCAACGACUGUCCCUGACCUGUCAAACGUGGCAGCAGCUCCCACAUAUGUAGACAGUCCCCGGAGGGAUGCUGCCUUUAUUUUGGAAUUUAUUCGUAGCCCUCGCUCAUCCUACAUCUAUUACUCUCAGCUAGCCGAUGCCAGCGAGGCUGCAGAUAAAGGAGCGCUGCCGUCAGUGACAGCUGGAGCAGCUGCAUCUGCAGUAGAACCUGCAGCCAGCAAUGUCCCCACAGACACCAGCGGGCAAUCUGCAGCCGGAGCUCUUUCCCUGUCCUCCUCCUCCACACUCCUGGAGAUCCUAGAAGCCAUCAAACAUCCAACGACAGGUGUACAGCUGCUUCCGGAGCAGAAGGGCAUACCUAUAAACUGCUUUAUUAGUGCUGAGGUGGUUCAUUGGCUGGUCAGCAAUGUGGAGGGCGUGGCCACUCAGGGGAUGGCUGUAGACAUCAUGCAGAAAAUGCUGGAAGAAGGUUUGGUGGCCCAUGCCUCAGGAGAUGCCAUGCGAACCUUCGUGUAUGGAUUCUACUUCUACAGGAUAGUAGGAGAGAAGGAUGGCCCCACCUCACCACCACCCCCAGCAGCAUCUGGUGGCUGGUCUGCUGCAGCGCUGGAGGACUUUGCCUUGUUCCAGAGGAAAUGGUUUGAGGUGGCUUUUGUGCUGGAGGAGCCACGACCCUGCAACCUCCCAGCCUUUUUAUUGCCAUGGUUACCAAGCCGGCCGGCCUCCUAUGCAAGUAGGCACAGCUCCUUCAGCCGCAGCUUUGGAGGACGCAGCCAAGCUGCUGCACUGCUAGCUGCUACUGUCCCAGAGCAGAAGACGGCCACUUUAGACGUGGACGUAAACAACCGCAGCGACCGAACCGAAUGGUGCAGCUGUUAUUACCAUGGAAACUUCUCCCUGAACACUGCCUUUGAGAUAAAGUUGCACUGGAUGGCUGUCACCGCGGCCGUGCUCUUUGAGAUGGUUCAAGGCUGGCACAGGAAAGCAGCCUCCUGUGGCUUCUUGUUGGUCCCCGUGCUGGAGGUUCCCUUUGCACUGACCUCUAACCUUUAUGGAGAUCCACUAAGAGCCCAGCUCUUCAUUCCUCUGAACAUUCACUGUCUACUGAAGAAUGGCAGUGACAACCUGUUUGAAGGUUUUGAGCCGGAGACGUACUGGGACAGGAUGCAGCUCUUUCAGGAGGCCAUACUGUACCGGUUUGGAUUCCUGCACGACAAAUUUUCUGCUUCUGCCUUUAAUUUUCCCUCUGAGAACAAGCCCCAGUACAUCCACGUCACAGGUACAGUUUUCCUGCAGCUACCAUACUCCAAGAGGAAGUACUCAAGCGGUCAGCAGCGCAGACGCAGAAACUCCACCACCUCCACCAGCCAGGGGGCGUUCGGCGGCGAGGAGCGGGUCGGUUACUUCUGGGCUUACAACACCAUGCUGACUAAGGCCUGGAGGACCGGCGUGCUGGGUGACGAAAGGCUGGCCGAGCGCCUCCUUCGUGACUUCACUGACUUCUGUAGCAAUAAGGACAACAGACUGCUCAACUUCUGGGACAGCUGCCAGGAGAAAAUGAAUGCCAGCGCCCCCUGAUGGGAGGAGGGACAACUGCAAGACGACUAGAUAAAGAGCAGAAUGAAGCUAGGAGCUAUUCUGUAUAAAAAUCUCAGAAUAGCACACUGGCCUGCUGUUAGAGGAAAUGAGAUGACUUUAACAGAGAAUGGAGCGCUCCAAUAUUUCUGACUGGAACGAAUUUAACAGUUCUUGCUUCAGAAACGAGCAAAAUUAUACUUAAGCUAAUAUUCUCUGUCCUUAGGCUCAUAUCCAGGUGGGGCCCAUCAAACGCAGGUUUCUUCCGGUAUCAGGUGAAGUUGCUUAGAUAACCAGCCACUGAGGCGGGUCAAGUAAUGUAAGAGAGGGAUUUUAUGGCUGUAACCAGCAGGAACCGAGUCUCGGCUUUCUGCUGAUUCCCACUGGCUCGAGCCGAGAGCCCCACCUACACUUAACAUUCCUGCAGGAACAAACCCUUCAUGUUAUUUUGGUGAGGCCUGUGAAGAAAAUGGUCCAUCCGUUCUCUCACACGUCUAGGUAGUUCUAAAAUGUCCUGCUCAUAUAGCUCUACUUGUACCACAAUGGCAAAAACAACACAUACAGGAGUAAACAGAAGAACACAAUCUAAGCUCAGAACGAUAAAUUAAUCAUCUUGCCUCUCAGCUGAGGUUUAGUUGCAGUCAAGUCUGCGUUAGAGGACCUGACUGCAGAGGAGACUCUAAAGAAGUCUUGUGUUUCUGAGGAGACGGAGCGUGCCAGUGUACCUGAAACAUUUCUCUACAAAGCCUUCAAUACUCUGAGCCUCUACUACACCUCAGUACUGUCUACUGCUCAUUAGAAUAAAGUGGCUGGUAGCUAGAAGUUCAUUUCCAACCCAUCUUUAGAUGCAGACAAGGGCUUUAUAACCUCAGUGUAGUCAGCUGAGGUGGAAAGACUAUGAGGUUGUACUGAAGCAGGAGUUGAUUUAUGCUGUUCUAUAAAUCCACUCAAAGUUCCUUAAAGUUUGUUCAAAGCACUGAAUAGCUCUGUAUGAUACAAAUAAAAUAUCAGUGAAACUUAAAACGACUGUCUGGGCCUGUAAAUAAACGUCAGAUCAUGAAAACUGUCAGCUUAGAUGCUGCCAAAGAGGCCCUGCAGUCCUGAGAGCAGACGGCCUGAUGCUGGAGGAUGUGGACGGGACAGAGCAGGAGAGGCUGGUUUGACAGAUGAGCUCUUAGUUUCAUAAUAAAGCUGAAUUAGACUGUGGGUCGCCUUUAUUAGUGAAGAAAUAACACAUCUUAGCUCGUCUAUGAUCUGAAGAAUGAAAGGUGGUUAAAUCCUCUUAGCACACCUUAAAAAAUGGGUGUCAAACUCAAGGCCCGGGUGACCCAGUUAGGCCCUCAGGUUAGACCUGAAUCCAGAAUCCGGCCUCUGCUUUGACCUAGUUUGACACCCCUGCUUUAAAACUACUCUGAGUAAAAUCUCUGAAUUCAGACACAGGUAGGCCUGUGCCAGUACUGUCAUUAAUAUCAGGUCUGAGUACUAACGAGUACUAAUAGUAGUUAUGAUAAUAAGAAUGAAUGAAUAAGAAUGAAUAAGAAUGAAUGUUUCCAUAGCAACUGCUCUGAUUCAUUUUUGAUCUCUCCAGAAGGACUGGUACAUGCCAGUGUGCACACAGCAGUCACAGCUCUCGUUCUCCACCGUUUACGACUUCGCCAUGACUUUCUCUCAUCAGGAGCAACAUUCAGCAGGAAGACUCCUCCAAAACCACCACAUGCAUGUCUGUCAUCACCAUCCAGGAUCAUUUCAACGGGCAGAAACACAAAGCUGCUUUAAACAAACAAACAAAUGUGGCUGCUGCAGCUUUUGAGGAGACAGGAGUUUAGUUUUAGUGUGAAAAGUUUAUUUAAAAAAGACACAUGCAAUCAUUUCCAAAAUUCACAGCAUGAUUUUAUUCAUCAGAGAAUAGUUCAUGCAAAUAUUUUAGUGUUUGUAGCCUUUAAACAUCUGAACGGAGCAUAGAAUGUCAUUAAAAUGAUUUUUUAUUCUAACAUUUAAAAAAGAAUGAUUGCUUUUUAAUGCUGUAAUUCACUUCAUUCAUAUUGGCAAAGGACUAUUGUUCAGUACUGAAGUCAGACACAUUUCUAGUUGCACCACUUUAACCCAUUAAAGCCUGAAAACACAAAUCAUAGCCAGAAAAUUCAAAUCUUUGGGAAGUGAAAUGUUUUCACUUUUUACUGAAAUCCAAAAAAUCCAAAUUUCCAUAAAAUUUAACAGAAAUAUUUCUGUGUCUCAUUGACAUUAAGUGUUCCUGGUAACUGAUAAUCCACUUGAGGACAUUUUUAUCAUUCAUCAGAUUGUAUUCAUAAUUUUUUUUCAGUAAUUUAUGAUCAUAUUGAUUAGAUAGAGGUAUCAUAAAAGUAUGUAUCAAAUAUGAUACAACAGGCUUUAAGGGUUAAAUGUGUCAUAAAAACACACAAACCCAAUAUGUAAUGUAAUAUGCAAAUGUAAGCGUUAGAGCUGACAGUCGUGUUUUUUUGACAGAGUCUGGUGUAAAAAAGAAGAAGUGAACCCAGAAGUGUUCUCCUGUUAUUCAGCUAAAAGGCCUCCAUCUGUCCCCAUGAUGAUUUAGUGCUGUUAGCUUUUACACAAUCACAUUAUUUUAAAACACACAAAUAAGAAUAAUAAAAGAUAAAUCACAUA
This is a messenger RNA of Cheilinus undulatus (humphead wrasse), 7534 nucleotides long. RefSeq names its product DEP domain containing 5, GATOR1 subcomplex subunit (gene depdc5). The coding region runs from base 119 to 4894 and encodes 1591 amino acids. Lineage: Eukaryota; Metazoa; Chordata; Actinopteri; Labriformes; Labridae. Gene Ontology annotation, cellular component: lysosomal membrane; GATOR1 complex. Gene Ontology annotation, biological process: positive regulation of autophagy; cellular response to amino acid starvation; intracellular signal transduction. The record is from RefSeq and is a predicted model, not a curated record. Gene Ontology annotation, molecular function: GTPase activator activity. The transcript is spliced from 43 exons.